AUGGCAGGCCCGACGCAGCGUCGAGGUCGUGACGCUUUCACCAAGACACCAUCACUGACUAGCGAUGACGGUACCCUCACAGACACCCCUCUCGCUGAUAAGUCCGUCGACGGCGACCUCGCACAGCCUGCACAAGUUCUUGAACGAGAGCCUAUGCAAGAUGCGUCCGUCUCUGAUGAGGUUGGACCACUUGGGGCCAACGUGAUUGAGGCUCUUAGGAUCGUCGGCAAGCUUGAGCAGCUCGGGUUGGACAAGCAAGAGAUCUCGCUACCCAAGUGCAUUGUCCUAGGACAACAAUCUACUGGUAAAUCGUCAGUCAUCGAAGCAAUCUCCGGUAUCAAAACUCCACGAGACACGGGUACCUGCACACGUACCCCGUUGUUCAUUGAGCUGCAGCCUGCAGCUGAUCCGCAUAGCGGCUGGCAUGCCGAGAUCCACUUGCUGCGGCAGUAUGACAUUCUUAUGGACCCGUGUCAAGAUGGCCAGGACAUAGAGUUCCCAGGUUGGAUACCAACUGCCACACCGGCACGGACAGCGUUUGCCCAGACCGACGACCCAGGACGUCUUGAGCACUUGAUCCGUUGUGCGCAACGCGCCACUCUGAGCCCUUUCCAGAACCCAGGGUCGUUUCUUGAUCCUACUUUCGACGAUCGCGGUAUCCACAAGACGCUCUUCAGCCCCAACAUCGUCUGCAUUGCAGUCUCGAAGCCCGGUCUACCGCCGUUGAGUUUCUACGACCUGCCCGGCAUGAUCGGCCAGGCCGAGACCGAGGAGGAAGAAUUCACUGUUCCACUGGUUGAGAGACUCGUUACCAAGUUCAUCAAGGACCCGGAAGCGCUGGUUCUUGUUACCUGCGCAUUGGAAAACGACAUUGCAAACUCGAUUGCCGCUGGGCUAGCAAGGAAGCUCAAAGUCACCGAUAGAUGCAUGGGCGUACUCACGAAACCGGAUCGGCUCCCUCAGGGCUCCUCCUCCGGCGAUCUGGCAAGCGUGCUGGAGAACCGCCGCUUCCAGCUCGGUCACAGAUACUUUGUGGUGAAGAACCUGGACUCUGAUGAGAUCCAACAAGGCCUGACGCACCAGGAUGCCCGCAGACUGGAGCGAGAGUUCUUCGCGACAGUCGCGCCUUGGUCGACCGACUUGCAACCAUACCAAUCACGCUUUGGCACUGUCAACAUGCAACAGUACCUCUCGACCGAACUUGGCAACCGCGUGCUGUCUAAGCUCCCGGUCAUACGUCGUCAGAUCGAGGCUCGUCUCGCAACGGUGGAGGACGAGCUGAGUCGUAUUCCGGACACGCCGCUACAUACUGCGGCUCGCACAGUCGCUGACAUAGUGCAAGCUUUUGCCAACGAGAUGCGCAGCGAGAUGGCAGGUGACCACGGCUCCAUGACAUGGAGCAAUGCUUGGGAGGAGAUUCAGCAGACGUUCUGGGACAUGAUGCUGGAGCUCAAGCCUACCAUGUCAAUACGCGGCAAGCUGGAUGAGGGCCUUUUCCUCACUACGCUCCUAGGCCGUUCCGCAGACGAAUGCAUUGUUCUCGAUUCGGAUGACGAUGUGGAGACAUCGGAUCUCCCAGAAACACCCAGUAAGAAGCGAAAACACGACGCACGACCCAAGCGUGAGCUGCAAACUCCAGCGCAUACUCCAUUGCCAUCUCGAACUCCGAGGGCGCCCGCAAGCAGAACUUCGCGUCAGCUGUUCCCCAACGCAUCACCAUCCAACCGAUCCAACGACAUGACAAGACUGAGGAAGCAGUUCAAAUUGGAUGAUGUUACUCGACACAUCUCCCAGCACUCGAAGAGCAGGGUCCCGGGGCAGAUGAACCCAAAAGUCCGCGAGGAUAUGAUGUUGUCUGCCCUCGCGCAUUGGCCUCGCGUUGUCAGCGAAUUCUUCAAAGAGCUCGAGCACCAACUGAAGCUGCGCGUAAAAGUUCUUUUCGACCGACAUUUCAGUGCAUGGAAGGGUUCCGGGCUCUACGCCAAAUCGCUCGCCAUUGUCGAGAGCCUUUUGGACAGCAACAUCCAUGAGCAGCGGACAACCAUGGCAGCUGAGAGCCUGAUUGACGAGCGAGAUGGUCCUCACAUCUUCCACAAAGAUAUCUUCAAGAAGGACAAAGCCGCCGUCAUGGAUCGGUACAGGCAAGCACGCGCUGACGCGCGCUUCAAAGUCUUCGUCAACGAAGCCGAAGCCCACUAUGAGAAAACAUACACACCAGCGGAUAAAGAGAAGAUCCGCAAGGAUGACAGGAAGAUGGCGCUUAUCAAAGAGGAGCCAUACACACACGAGGUUGAUCUGGUCGCCGAUAUUUCAACCUACUACAUGAUCGCAGCCCGCCGCUUUCACGAUUCCGUCACCAUGCGCAUCGAGUCCAAGUUCUUCAAACAGCUUCGUGAGAAGCUGCGCGACCAGCUGCAGGACGAGCUUGGCAUCUACGACGAGCAUGAGGGCCCCUACAAUGCCCAGCGCUUACUGGCCGAGUCAGCUGAGCGUCUGGCUCGUCGAAACGCCCUUGUCGCGAAGAAGAAGGCGCUUCUCGAAGGCCUGCAAUGCUUUAGUGACCAUCUGCAGCAGUUCGAGGCAAACCACGGGUCCAUGCCAGCUGGGGGUAGCUUUUCCAACUAUCAGCGCCCAUCCGUAUCUACUGCACCAGCAGAUGAGAUGGACGGCGUCAGCGGAAACGGUCUGCCUAUACGCUGA
Molecule: messenger RNA, 2700 nt
Organism: Ascochyta rabiei
Lineage: Eukaryota; Fungi; Ascomycota; Dothideomycetes; Pleosporales; Didymellaceae
Exons: 5
Coding region: 1-2700 (899 amino acids)
Cellular component (GO): microtubule; membrane; cytoplasm
Molecular function (GO): microtubule binding; GTPase activity; GTP binding
Source: RefSeq, a predicted model, not a curated record